AUGCCAAAUUAUGUUAAGUUCAUAAAGGAUAUCUUGUCAAGGAAGCGGCAAUUAGGGGAAUUUGAAACUGUUGCUCUCACUGAAGGGUACACAACAAUGUUGAUGAACAAGUUGCCUCCAAAGUUGAAAAACCAAGGGAGUUUUACUAUUCUUUAUUCAAUUGGAAAUCAUUAUGUUAGUAAGACAUUAUGUGAUUUAGGUGCAAGUAUAAAUUUAAUGCCUAUGUCUAUUUUCAGGAAGCUAGGAAUUAGAAAGGCAAGAACCACCAUAGUCACACUGCAGCUAGCAGAUAACUCCUAUGCACAUCCAAAAGGUAAGAUUGAAGAUGUACUAGUAAGAAUUGAUAAAGAGGUACCAAUUAUUCUUGGUAAAAUGUUUCUAGCAACAAGUAGAACGCUAAUUAAUGUGCAAAAAGGUGAGUUAACAAUGAGGGUCAACGACCAGCAGAUAACCUUUAAUGUUUUUGUUUCCAUGAAGUGUGUAGAUGAAAAUGAAGAAUGUCACAUUAUUGAAUUUCUCGACACAGUAGUAGAGAAAGAAUUUGCAAAAUUUUGUUACAGUAACUCUAAUAGUGAUGGAAAUCCAUUUGAGCUGACUGAACCAGAAAUGAUUGGUGAACUUUGUGAACUUAUGGAGAUCAAGCAAUUUAAAUGUUGA
Gossypium arboreum is the source of this 657-nucleotide messenger RNA. RefSeq lists its product as uncharacterized. The record is from RefSeq and is a predicted model, not a curated record. NCBI's taxonomy places the organism in Eukaryota, Viridiplantae, Streptophyta, Magnoliopsida, Malvales, Malvaceae. Bases 1 to 657 code for a protein of 218 amino acids. The transcript has a single exon.